Rhopilema esculentum is the source of this 741-nucleotide messenger RNA. RefSeq lists its product as uncharacterized. Lineage: Eukaryota; Metazoa; Cnidaria; Scyphozoa; Rhizostomeae; Rhizostomatidae. The record is from RefSeq and is a predicted model, not a curated record.
CAUGAAGCUACCCAAAGUCCAUUGUUUUCUGAAGCAAUAAAUAACACCUGAAGAGGGUUGUGGAUCACUAAUAGCAUCGACGAAUUUUGUAUAAACGAUUGUAGGCCUCAGAAUGUUCCCGAAAAUUGUUGCUUCCUUUCUACUCCUUUUUGGAAUAGCUUCUGCUGUGCACCAGUUUUCUGACCUGCGUAAGGCAUUCGAUUCUGAUUAUACAUCUGCGUAUGUUGAAAAAGAUGUGAUUGGUAAAGAGCUCGAGUCAGUUGUGAAGGAUGUGUACAGAAACUUUUUAAAAAGUACCAGCCUUGCCCAGAAGGAAAGAAUUGAUAGUUACUUUGCUCAGUGGAAAAGAGUUGCUGACAUAAAUGGACCAUUUGAAAAUAAGGAAAAGCAGUCAAGUGCCCUCCAAGAAAUUAUGAAUCCUUCAGAUUUCCAUGCGUCAUUGGGCGUUGAACAGCUACUACAGAACAGAGAUGACAGCGAGCAAACAAUCGAAAUAUUCAAGGAAACAAUGAUUUCACCUGAUACUAUGAAGCUGCAGCUUUAUUUCACGGGAGAUAAUGACAUCAUCAAUGGUGUUGUAGCUGCCAGCUUGAAGAACAAUGGUGAUCUUUAUGUUGUCACUUCGAUUUUUGACUAAUCCACAACAAAACUAAUUCACAAAAAUCAUUUUCAGAUUAUCGUUUUUUCUCACCACAUGAUGCAUCAUUUCGAUAAAACUGUGAGACAUUCCUAUGCCUUAAA